Clarias gariepinus (North African catfish) is the source of this 814-nucleotide messenger RNA. Its product is annotated as serine-rich adhesin for platelets-like. The transcript is spliced from 4 exons. The record is from RefSeq and is a predicted model, not a curated record. Bases 389 to 814 code for a protein of 141 amino acids. NCBI's taxonomy places the organism in Eukaryota, Metazoa, Chordata, Actinopteri, Siluriformes, Clariidae.
AGAGAGAGCGAGCGAGUUGUUUGUGGUGUGAGCUCUGCAGGCCUGUCGUGUAGAAGAGGCGGAACUAUAGAGCACUCCGUCCAUCAGAAGUGACUGCUGGUGCCCUGACUGCUCCACCCAGCACUCUACACUCUCAAACUUUCUUCCCUUUCUUCAUGCUAUCUAGCUGACACAUCUCACACGCUUCUAAACGCUUUGUCGCUGUAAGGGGUUGUUUUUUGUACUUUUAUUUGUAAAUAAUUGUAAUAAUAAUAACAACAACAUUUAAGCAACUUAGCAAACAGAACUAGAGGCGGAGCGACAUCACCGAAAAAGGUGAGCUCGCGCGAGCAAACUUUUGAACGGGAUACAUGAGGCUUCACCGCUCAGCUGGACCCGAACAGACAUCAUGACUCGACAUCCUUCGUUAAGAAUAUUCCUCCCUGCGACUCUCCUGUUGCUGUGUCUGCUUCAUCAGAGUAUACUUACAGAUGGUCAAAAUACAACUUCAGGUGUUACCACAAGUGAUGUUACCAGUGUUUCUACUGAAACCACAUCAUCUGUGUCUCAAACCUCGAAUGUGACACCUGGGAGCAGUGAUACUACAGUCUCUACAGUUAAUCAAACUACAGGAGCAACAACUCAAAUCUCAGCAUCUACUAGUGUUACCACAAGUGAUGUUACCAGUGUUUCUACUGAAACCACAUCAUCUGUGUCUCAAACCUCGAAUGUGACACCUGGGAGCAGUGAUACUGCAGUCUCUACAGUUAAUCAAACUACAGGAGCAACAACUCAAAUCUUAGCAUCCACUAGUAAGACUUGUGCUUACAGAUAA